This is a messenger RNA of Ostrinia nubilalis (European corn borer), 1591 nucleotides long. RefSeq lists its product as uncharacterized. The record is from RefSeq and is a predicted model, not a curated record. The coding region runs from base 1 to 987 and encodes 328 amino acids. NCBI's taxonomy places the organism in Eukaryota, Metazoa, Arthropoda, Insecta, Lepidoptera, Crambidae. The transcript is spliced from 6 exons.
AUGAACGGCACGUGUCUGGCGCGCCGGAAGUGCAACAACCUCAACGGCACCAUCACCGGCUCCUGCGCUAGUAGGAGGGGCCGAUGCUGCAUAGUGUCUCGGACGUGCGGCUCCACGUCGAACGUGAACAAUACGUACUUCACGAGCCCGGGGUACCCAGCGGCGUACGCGGGCGGCGCCGCCUGCACCAUCACAGUCAACCGCUGCAAUAGCAACAUAUGCCAGCUCCGUAUCGAUUUCUUGGACAUGGUGUUAGCCCAGCCAGAUGGAGACGGCAACUGUGCCACCGACUCCAUCACCGUGACUGGUGGGAACACGGUGGUACCAACACUAUGCGGGGACAACACCGGCCAGACCAUAUACGUGGACUUUAACGGAAACAACGCCCUGACCAUAACUGUCACCGCAACAUCAUCCACAACGUUCUCUAGGAGGUGGAACAUACGCCUCACGCAACUGGGGUGCGACUGCCCAGGAAUUGCUCCAAACGGCUGUCUGCAGUACUACACUGGUACUACUGGUACAAUAAACAGUUUUAACUUCGGAGACGCGGCCAAUUCUGCGCUUAGCGCGUCUCUGGUCACGGGCACCAGGCAAAUGGUCAAUCUCAACUAUGGGAUUUGUAUUAGAAUGGAGGCCGGCUUCUGUGCUAUACAGUAUGCACAGACCAACGACGUGUUUUCGUUCACGGUGUCCGGUGACGUGGAGGGAGCUGACCUGACGGUUCUAGGGACGGCCCUGGGCGCGUCCAACGACGGAGCGUGCACCACAGACUUCGUGGUGAUACCCAAUCCCACGGUGGUGGCCACCGGAGUCGCGGUCGGUACCGACCGGUUCUGCGGUAUCGGUUUCGUCACCGUAAGCAGUGCUAGCAAGCCGUUCGUCCUUUACGUGGUGACAGACGCCAGCGAAGGAGCUACAGCCACCUCACCUCCGGACGUAGCUAACAGAGGCUUCUCUCUCGCUUACACACAAAUAGCUUGUUAAAAAGUCUAAAGGUCACAGCACACUUUUCAACUCGGAAAGGGAUCAACACCGUAUCGCCUUGUGCACAUAGGUGUGCGUUGCAGUACGGAGUUUCAUACAAAGAACUGCUGAACGCCUCGAGUUGAUACGGUUACGACUGAGUAAAUACAAAUGAGUAGGUCAUCUUCAUAGAAGAAACGCACCGAGCGCGGUUUGUAUGUGAGCGCGCCAACACGUAUGCGGCGCGUACGCACACACUGACAAAAUUUAGCGGGGAGCUAGUCUUGGUUGCGCCGAAUUUUGUCAGUGUGUGCGUGCGCGCCGCAUACGUGUAUUGGUUUCUAUGAAGAUGACCUACUAAUUUGUAUUUACUCUGGUCACGAUUAGUGUCCGGGUUGAUAAGUGUGCUUCGUCCUUUAUCGUGAUAACUAAAUGUGUGUAAUAUAAGAUUUAAAUUAUCAUUAAGACUGCAAUAUUGUAAUAACUUUGCAUUAAGUAUUUGGUUAAAUGGUAUGUUUGAAAAGAAGACUUUGACCAUGAAAGAGCCAGUAAUUGUUUUUGUCUGCUUUUUGAACGGGAUUAUUUCAGCAUUAUUAUUGUAAAUAAAUUUUUAUUUAACAUGUUA